AUGAAGUGUUCUAUGGUAGCACGUGCUGCACUGAACUCUUUUAGAUCUCCAGAAUUGCGUAAAUCAGUUUUACAUUCCCAGUACGUGGCAUUGCUACAGCAAUCUCCGAACUUUUUGCUCUUACAACACAACAAUCUUCUUCCUUCUGAGUCUCGGAAUCUUCGUAAUGAAUUAAAGAAGCAUGCACCUGAUGCCAACUUGAAAGUUAUAUCCAACUCUAUUUUCCGACAUGCCUUGCAUGUAUACGAAAGCAUGCCAAAAGGCACUAACGGCAGUGUUGAUCUUGCUGCGGCGAAUACUGUAGCAUCUCAUAAGAAUGCAAAACGAGUUAAGCUUGACAUUGACGACUUGUUUGCAGGACCGCUCGCAGUUUUUGCUCUGGGACCAAGUGUAGCUCCCGAAAACAUUCGCGGGUGCCUUUCCGCAUUGAAAAGGUAUCAAAAUAAAAUGGUUUUACUUGGUGGUCGACUGGAAUCUGAAGGAUUUGAUUACUUCCAAGUCGACUCCAUAUCCAAAAUCCCCUCUCAUAAAGGUUUACAAACAAGUCUCCUUUCCUUACUUUCACAUCCUGCUCAGCAACUCAAGCAGCUCUUGGACAUGGCCAGAGGAGAUGUUGCCCACACUCUUGAACGAAGAGAGAAUUAG
This is a messenger RNA of Schizosaccharomyces osmophilus, 645 nucleotides long. RefSeq names its product mitochondrial ribosomal protein subunit L10 (gene mrp11). Lineage: Eukaryota; Fungi; Ascomycota; Schizosaccharomycetes; Schizosaccharomycetales; Schizosaccharomycetaceae. Gene Ontology annotation, molecular function: structural constituent of ribosome. Gene Ontology annotation, cellular component: mitochondrial large ribosomal subunit. The transcript has 2 exons. Gene Ontology annotation, biological process: translation. The record is from RefSeq and is a predicted model, not a curated record. The coding region runs from base 1 to 645 and encodes 214 amino acids.